AAGGAGACAAAUAGUAUAAAUAAAAGAUAAUAGGCUCACAGAAUGACAACAGUCUGUGUUACCUGAGCCUUUUGUGGCACGUUUUCCCCUUUUUUUAUUUAUUUUUUUGACCUGAAUGAUGGAUGAGCCCGCGAGGCCCGCCACGCCGCAGUACCGCCUCUGUCCGGAAGAUGGCGCCCUCUGCCCGCGCGCGCGCGCCUCUCCGGGGCGCAGCGGGGAGGCACCAUUGACUGGAGCCUAACGACCAUUAUUUCGUCAUCAUUUGUAACCAUGGAGCAUGAAUUACCUCUUGAAGUCAUCAGUGAGGAUUUACGACUGGUCAACAAAGGCACGUGAUUCCCGAACGCGCGCCCAUAUUUGGCCGCAUACCUGGCAAAGUACAGUAGGGGCUUCAUUGCUUAUAAUUCAUGAUUGCGUCCAUAAAUCGUGCAAGCACACAGGAUUAUAGCGACAAAGAUCUACAAAUCGAGGCUUUAAAAAUCCAAGCAAAUGAGCUCUUACUUUGUAAACUCGUUCUCAGGGCGCUAUCCAAAUGGCUCCGACUAUCAGUUACUAAAUUAUGGGACUAACGGCGCUGUGAGCGGCUCCUUCAGAGACCCCGGCACCAUGCACUCCGGGUCUUUCGGCUACAACUACAAUGGCAUGGACCUAACGGUGAACCGCGCCAACACCGGCGGCGGCCACUUCGGUGCCGUGCGGGAGGAAGCGCGCGGGUUCGGGCCGGACGCCCGCUACAGACAGACGCCCAGCUGCUCAUCGCUGUCGUCCCCAGAGCCGGUGCCGCCGGUGCCGCCGCCRCCGUCGUGCGCCACGGCCGGCCGGGAGCUGCCCGCGGAGCUGAAGGGCGCCUCCUCUCCCCCAGCUGACCGGAGCGCGACCUCGGCGCCGGGCGGUCUGGGCAAAGCCGGCGGCGGCGCGCAUUUCGCGGAGAUCGAGGACGGCACGGUGGGGAACGAGACCGAGGAAGGCGCGCACGGCAGCGGCGGAGGAGGCUCCGGCUCCCGGGCUCAGCAGCAGCAGCAGCAGCAGCAGCAGCAGCAGGAAGCCAACGCCACCUCCUCCACCCCCACACCAAACGACUGCCAAACGCCACAAAUAUUCCCCUGGAUGCGCAAACUGCACAUAAGUCAUGAUAUGACCGGACCUGACGGGAAAAGGGCCCGAACCGCGUACACCCGGUACCAGACGCUAGAGCUGGAGAAAGAGUUUCACUUCAAUAGGUACCUAACCAGACGGCGGAGGAUAGAGAUAGCCCACGCCCUGUGUCUUUCCGAGAGACAGAUCAAAAUCUGGUUUCAGAACCGCAGGAUGAAGUGGAAGAAAGACAAUAAACUGAAAAGCAUGAGCCUCGUAACCGGAGGCAGCGCCUUCCACAACUGAACAACUUUUUGUUCUUUUUUUUUUCUUUGUUUGUUUCGUGGAGAAGAAAGAGGUUUAAAAUGUUAAAUAUUAGAGGGUUAAAAAAAAGAAAGAAAUGAGUGUAAAGCUCUAAAAAAGCGCAGCACCUUCCAGCAUGCCGUGAUUAGAAACAAGUCUGUGGAUUUUUAGUUGUGUUGUAGUUUAGAUGUCCUGUUUGGAGAGGGAGGAAAAAAAAACAUGUCGUUGCUCUUUUCUCUCCUUCUGUCUCUUGAUCUUUAUUCUUGAGUAAAUUCAUUAAAAUGAAAGAA
Austrofundulus limnaeus is the source of this 1667-nucleotide messenger RNA. It is a transcript of the gene hoxb5b, whose product is annotated as homeobox B5b. Bases 490 to 1380 code for a protein of 296 amino acids. Gene Ontology annotation, cellular component: nucleus. The record is from RefSeq and is a predicted model, not a curated record. Gene Ontology annotation, molecular function: RNA polymerase II cis-regulatory region sequence-specific DNA binding; DNA-binding transcription factor activity, RNA polymerase II-specific. NCBI's taxonomy places the organism in Eukaryota, Metazoa, Chordata, Actinopteri, Cyprinodontiformes, Rivulidae. The transcript has 2 exons. Gene Ontology annotation, biological process: regulation of transcription by RNA polymerase II; anterior/posterior pattern specification.